Molecule: messenger RNA, 1272 nt
Organism: Aureobasidium musti
Lineage: Eukaryota; Fungi; Ascomycota; Dothideomycetes; Dothideales; Saccotheciaceae
Source: the annotation of a GenBank genome assembly
AUGUCUGAACCUGCCGUCCCGCUACCGCCGCCUUCGGCCCCUUCGAGCACUUCGCGAGCCCCGCCGCCAUCUUCCCGUAGGUCGCGUGUCCACCAACUGCCCGCAUACCNNAAGUCUGACUCUUUGUCAGAUCGCCUACCCACCGUCUCGGCCUCAGAAGCACUCCUCAGUUUACAGUCUCGCGGACCCCGAACCAUAUCCACCGGCCUUGAACAACUCAAUGCCCUCCUCGGCACCACCAAUCCCGGACUCGGGCGUGGUACUAUCACCGAGAUCUGGGGUCCCUCCGGCUCAGGCAAGACUUCUCUCGCCUUGCAAACGGCAGCACACGCCUUGAACAAUGGCAGCUCGGUCGUCUGGGUAGGUACCANNGAUGCGACGACAGCUUUUGCAAAGUCUAGACUGAACGACUUUCUCGCUGCAAACCCAUCCACUCAUGGCUCCGAGCCUGAUCAGGACACCAGAUUGGAUCGCUUCCACGCUUUCUCGACUCCUACCGUUGCCCAUUUGCUAGCUCUUACCCUACAUCCUCCACAAUCAUUCCCUUCGCCAAGGACCGCCUUAAUGAUUAUAGACGACCUGCACGCCAUCUUUGAAGUAUCCUACCCUCGCAAUCGCGCAAACACCUUUUCGAGUCACAAGUCCGAAGCUGCUAGAUGGGCCGCCGGUCGUCGCUACGGCAUCAUGGGCACUCUCAUUUCUGCUUUGAAANAGUUGGCUGCGCUUAAUGAUAUGGCUAUUAUAGUCACCACUGGAUGCGCAACGCGCGUACGCCCUGGUAGCGGCUUGGGCGCUGUCUUGGUGCCUGGCAUGGGAGGUGCUGAAUGGGAGGCUGGCAUAUCCAACAGACUGGUCAUGUUCAGAGACUUUAAGCUAGGAAGCUGGGCUCAACAACAGCAACAUCCCGAGAGCGCGAGAUACAUUGGACUGCAGAAGAACAAUGGCGUAACCUUCUCUGACGAAGGCGAAACGGGCCAAGUGGUUCCCUUCACCAUCGACAAGGACGGCCUCAAGGACAUCGUCAACAAAGAUUCUACUGCCGAUGCUCCCGUCGUUACACUUGCCGCGUCAUCUCCAUCCAAGAUUCGCAAGCGGCCGUAUGCCGAGAUUGCUGAUGGCACUGCCGAAGGUCGCGAUGAGUACGGUUGGCUGAAUGGCGACGAAGCAGACGCAGAGGGACUGAUCGAUGAAGCUGCGUUGCUCGAGGACGACGAAGCUGCUGCUACCGCUGCACCCGACGACAGACCUGCCACUAUCAUCAUUGACGAUUGA